Molecule: messenger RNA, 4038 nt
Organism: Penicillium cataractarum
Lineage: Eukaryota; Fungi; Ascomycota; Eurotiomycetes; Eurotiales; Aspergillaceae
Product: serine/threonine protein kinase
Exons: 4
Coding region: 1-4038 (1345 amino acids)
Biological process (GO): protein phosphorylation
Molecular function (GO): protein kinase activity; ATP binding; protein binding
Source: RefSeq, a predicted model, not a curated record
AUGGACAGCAUUAAGAUAGAUUCUGAGGCUUUCGAGCCUCUUGACUUGACAGCCUUUGAACAGGGGUCUCUUGACUCCAGCUACUCCUUUGUGGGGCUGACUAUGAGCACGCGAGUUAGUAAAGACCCCGAACCCUCAGAAAGAGCCAAUCAAACUGUCGCGGGAAUUGGUGUCGAGCAAUUCUUUGAAUUUUGUUUCGAUUCCGGAGUCAGGGUCUAUCCAGAAAACAAGUUCGCAAAGGGUCGGUUUCUCGGUUCCGGUGCUACGAUGGCCGUAUAUGAAGGCACCUGGAAGGAGACUGGAAGCCCAGUAGCCCUCAAAUACUUCAAAAAUGCACUGUGGGCUAGUGAGAACAUGAAGCAGUCCUCCACGCAUGAGCAUCGACGUCUGUUAGAAGCCUGUAUGCUUGAACUACGGGUUUUAUCAGAUACCCGUGCGAGAAUUCAUGAAAAUAUUCUCACUCUCGAGGCCGUUUCGUGGACUAUGCAAGACGGUGUAAUCUACCCGAUACUCAUCACAGAAUUGGCAUGUAAGAAACAUCCCACUCUAGCAAGCCUAAUCAAAGAUCUGUCGCCUUCACUUGAUAUCCGGUAUGAACUAAUUCGGGAUAUUGUCGAGGGGCUGCUACUCAUUCACGACCUGGGAGUGGUAUACGGAGACAUCAAGCCAGAAAAUAUUCUGAUAUUUUCGUCACAAUCACCUACAUCGCGUCCAAUUGCGAAGCUAUCCGACUUCGGAUUUUGUCAGGCGACCAAUACUUCUCAGCUUGAGGCUGGGGGGACGCCGUAUUGGAAUGCCCCUGAAUGCUUGUAUGAUGCACCGCCGGACCUUAAAAAGUUUGCAUUCACAACUAGCCGGGAUGUGUAUACACUGGGACUGUUGAUGGCUUAUAUAUUAACGGGGGAAAAGCCAUUUGGCGCACUCAGCAAGGAGGGUAUCAUGGAAAUGAAGUUGAGAAAUCAAGUAUUCAGAAUGAUAUCCUCAAAAAUCAAGAACAUAAGGCGCAUUCCCGGACCAAAGACCACUUUGUUGGCCCAGGCUCUGCUGGACAUCGUUCCACAGACAACUGUGAUCCUCUCGAGCAACGUUCUUAUGGGAGACAGCCCGCACACCGAAGAGAGGGACUCGCUCCGAGAAGUCGACAGUAAAUGGCGCAUCAAGGGAUCCAUUCUCACAUAUCGAUUUUCGAGGCUGGCAUCGAAUAUAGGCAGCUGGGAUCUCGACUCACAGCUUGAUGUGUCGACGCCACCAGAGUUGCGACAGCAGCUUUAUGAGCAUGCGUUGAAGGUGGCCAACCAUGGGGGUCCGGUGGACCGAGUCAAAGCCAUGGAUCGCCUGGGGAUGUUCUUCCUCAACGCCUUUGGAACCCCUAAAAGUCUUCAGAGUGCCUUCACCUGGUUCUGCCGAGCCGCAAAUGAUGGGUCCGUAAAAGGAAUGGAGAUGGUUUUUAGGAUCGAAAAAGCGACAAAGCACACCCCUUUGUCAUUGGCUGCAAGCAUAACGACGGACACCCGGGUGAAGUGGGUGAUGGCCUGUCUGCUGGGCUCUUUUACGUCUUCUUAUAAUCCUCGACUCUGUCCAGAGUGUGUAGAUAUCAAUGAUAUCGACUCGCGUGUGACUGAAGUCCUGAAAUCCGCUGACCCAACUAUGCUCUUGGAUGCAUUGCAGGACGAUAUCGAAACAAAUAUCAUAGCAUUGCGCACCAUGAACGACAAGAAGUCAAUUGCUGCGGGAAAAACGCUACAACAUGCUCAAAAGCUCUCGCAAGGUUCUCCCCACAUUCAGUCUAUCCUAGAUGCCGUCUGUGACGAUAACGAAGAGGCCCUGGAUCGUCUACUCCUGCAGAAGAGACCUCUGCCGUUAGGUUUUCUCGACCUCCUAGUGACAGUAUCGGCGGAUAGAGAUCGCCAGAGUGUUUUGAGAAGUCUGAUUCUGAACCACGGAACGAAUCCCGACACGAUCGAAAAAUUGAGUGGACGAAAAACCACCAGUCUAGAGGAUGCCAUAAUGCGUGAUGACUAUCGCAUGGCUGUAACAUUGAUAAACUGUGGUGCAGAUACAAGAAAAUUGUUGGAACAAUGGAUUAUGGACUUCGUCCUCCAAAGGGGUACUCCUACUAUGAUGCGACUUGUCCUGGGACUCUGGCUCUCCCUCGAUAUCAAAUCUGACAAUGGGAGUUCUCGGCGCACCUCCAGUAUCUGCCACCAAUUCCUCAACGGGAUCUCUGCUGCACUGCCUGUGAUGUACAAUCAACUGGCUGUGAUGUACGAUCAGACAAAAAUUCCUCCAGAUUCUAAUCAACUACCAGCGUUGUUCCACGCAGUUGCCUUUAACUUCUUGGACCAGCUGCAGGUGCUGCUAAUAAACGGAGCUGACCCUAAUAUUCGGUUCCAAGGAAUCACUCCCAUUCACCUUGCCGUAAGGCUGCUACGCCCCACAGCCGUACUUCUUUUGUUAGAGUUUGGAGCCAAUCCGAAUUCUCGCAACUCACGAGAGGGAUAUAUUACGCCUUUGCACGCUCUUUCGCAAGACUCCAUGUUCACUCUACCAGGGAUACUCGAAAGAACAAACCAAAGCGUCGAUUUCCUUGGCAGACAACAGCAGAAGGACGUAGACGACCGGACAGAGCUCAUGCAACGGAGAUCUUUGAUAAUACAUAUCCUUUUGAAAUACGACGCGGAUCCUGCAGCUUGCUGUAUUGAUGGAUUCACACCAUUAAUGAUGUCUAUGAUCAGUCCAGUUCCGGAUUCGGACUCGGUUUUUGCAUUGCUAGUCCAGAGCGGAAUAUCACUCAAUGAUCGCACAACACGCGGCGAGACUAUUUUGCAUGUUGCAGCGCGGGUGAAAGAUGUCAGUUUGCUUCGACGGAUUUUAUCUCUUGCAGGGCCGAAGCUGAUCAAUUGCCGGGACAAUACACUCUCAACUCCAUUAUUCCUCGCAGCGCAGGAUGGAGAUGCCCCGGAGGUGGUUGAGGUUCUCCUUUCCAAUGGCUCUCAGGUCGGUAUUAGGGGAAUGCUGAACCUCUCCCCCCUUGACAUUGCGCUCUUGGAAGGGAACAAGCGCAGUCUCAAUGUUCUUUUAGACCAUGUAGCGAAGCUUCCAACCGACGAGCGGCGCCGGUUACUCACUACCAGAGAUACCUGGGGGAGGACCGGGAUUCACAUCUGUCUAGCCUCGGAUGACUAUGAACUGGCAUGCACUUACCUUCGCCGAGUUCUCAGACUGGAGCGGUACUUCUCAUAUCGUUUACUCACCUCACGCGAUUACUCCAACGCCACACCCAUCGAUUAUGCCCGCAAAGUUGGAAAUGGAGCAGCCUUAAGGACAAUUAUAGAUCAUUUUAUCCCGAGCAGGCUUGGCCCUGUCAGAUUGUCAAUUCUGCCUCCGUGGCAGAAUCCAGAAUUUGCCGCAGACGAAGAUCUGAUGUUGUCUUCAUUAAAGGUCUAUCAAUCGUUGCAAAAGAUCUUGAAUGAACCAAGUCGCGAAGAAAUUGCCAGCUGCUAUGAUGCACCUGAGUUCAGUCACCCAGAAACGAAAUUGACAAUUGUAGAGGAAGAAUGGGAAAAUUUCCUCGAAGAGUGUCAGCGAGAGCAUGGAAUCAAGAGCAUAAAGGCCAUCCAAUGCAUGAACUACCUCGGCACAGCAACAGAAAGGCAUGGGCGAUUGAAAAAAGCCCAAGGCAUUUAUUUUAGAGGAUGGACAAUUGCGCGUGCGCUGUUGGGCGACCAGAGCGUUUACACUCAAGAUUUUGCGUGCAAAUUCCUUCGUGUCGCCAAGGACAGGGGAGUUGAUGAAUCUGUCAGCGCAGACAUAGCACAGUGGCAUAAGCUUCACGGACGCAAUACUUUGAAACCAAGUCAUUUUGAAUUCUGCCAUAGCGCCGAGGACGCGGAAGAAAAAGCUACUAACCUCAUGAUUGAUGACGUCCUGAAUAAGGUUUCACGACAAUGUGACCGGUGGAAAUGUGGCAAGAGAGCCAAAUUUGCGUGUCCAGGCACAUUCAUUAUUGCUCCGAGAUAUGUCGUGUCGCCGAUAUGA